AUGUCGCGCGUCUUCAAUAUUCAAUGGCCAUCUAGCGCUGCCGUCUCCCUUCCUUGGGGCGGGCAGCUCCAACAAAAGCUCGACUUACCCUUCAUUUCCACAACGCUAGCGGAACCCGAGCACGACUAUGAAAAUGGAGUCAGCAGAGCCGAGAUCCUCAUCUUCAUCGACGCCGCUGGCAGCCUCCACAUUUCGAAGGCCACGAUCUACAUCUACAAGGGCGGUUGUUCGUCAUCAACCCCAAGCCCUAGUUCCUGGAGUCUCUUCCUCGGCAGGCUCAACGGUGUCUGUGCAAAGUUGGCGGCAGAGGAAGUCGGUAUCUGGGGGUACAUUCGGCGACCGGGAAAGCUAGAAAGGAUACCCUCCUGGAGGGCAGAGACAUCAUUCGCGUCGAGCACGCCCAAGAUUCUCAAUGAGAAAGGCAAAAUACACAGCACUCAACACUCACCGACUCGAGGCGAAGGUUCGCAAUUCAAGGCUCAAGCUUGA
Messenger RNA from Cyclocybe aegerita, 489 nucleotides. NCBI's taxonomy places the organism in Eukaryota, Fungi, Basidiomycota, Agaricomycetes, Agaricales, Hemipholiotaceae. The record is from the annotation of a GenBank genome assembly.